CCAACGACUCUGAUGACCGCUUCUGCUGGCAGUGUCCCCGCUCGUCGCUUCCCUCCUCUGGGACCGUGAGUAUGCGGAACUCCCUGCGGACUGACGGAGCUGUCGGAGGGGAUGUUGUGAAGGAGGCAGGUCGGAACUGACCGAAGCAGCGGAGCGGAGAGGCGGACCCACACACACACGCACACCUCCCAUCUGUCACACACACCUCUGCCCGCCGGACACACGGACGCAGCUCGCCCCUCAACCCGACCUCCACACCGGAUGCUACACCGCGGUACUCAAGAGAAACGCCCGAAUCCAAGACGCCCCGCGCGGCCUCUCUCCCUCCGUGACCGAGAAGGACACCCUCCGCCCAGGCCGUCAUCAGCAGCUGGCUCCGCAGCGAGCGUUAGCGGCUAACCGGCUAACGCAGCCAGGUCUGACUCAGUCGUUUCUUUGGAUCAACACGAUGACGAGCGAGUCGCAGUGGUUCCACUCUACGCUUCAACUUUCCCAGUUGUGAUGGAGACACAACACUGACUCAAGACAGAACACAUAUCCUGGAUGCCCUGACAAACAGGACGGGUUCAAUCCAAGAUGGAGAAAAAGAAAAUGUGCCCUCGCCUGCUCGACUACUUGGUCGUAGUUGGAGCAAGGCAACCUAGCAGUGACACUGUGGCCCAGACACCUCAGCUCCUUCGCCGCUACCCGCUGGAGGACCACCCUGACUUCCCACUCCCACCAGAUGUGGUGUUUUUCUGCCAACCGGAGGGCUGCCUUAGCAUCCGCCAGCGCAGGGUUAGCCUCCGUGACGACUCCUCGUUUGUUUUCACUCUUACCGACAAAGACUCAGGAACGACCCGCUAUGGAAUCUGCAUCAACUUCUACCGCUCUUUUCAGCGAGGGCAUCACCGUGCCCGCGGGGACAAGGGCAGCCAUUCAGACACAGCCGCACAGGCAGCAGACACCGCUAGUGAAGGGUCUGAUGGAAGUGUCGGAGGCUCAUCCUCCGUGUUAGCUCCACCUAGCAAUGCUGAGUCCGGAGCUCCGCCGGCCUCAGGAGAAGAGGGCAGAAAACCGGGUGCCGAGCUAAAUGCCAACAAAUCCCCACAGCACAGACGAAGCGCUGCUAAGAUGGCGGCCAGGAACCGCAACAGCACGCUGACCUCGCUGUGCAUCCUCAGCCACUACCCAUUCUUCUCCACCUUCAGGGAAUGCCUAUAUAUUCUGAAGAGGCUGGUGGACUGCUGCAGUCAGAGGCUUACGCAGCGGGCUGGGCUCCCUCGCGCCACCCAGAGGGACACCAUGUGGAGAGUGUUCACUGGGGCGCUGACGGUGGACGAGAAAGGCAGCCAGCUGCUGGCCGACUUGCGGGAGAUUGAAUCCUGGAUGUACCGGUUGCUGCGUUCACCAGUCCCCGUGCCCGGUCAGAGACGUGUGGACGUGGAAGUGUUGCCCCAUGAACUCAAACGGCCGUUCAACUUCGCCCUGCCUGACAACUCCCGCUUCUCGAUGGUCGACUUCCCCCUGCACCUGCCCCUGGAGCUGCUGGGGGUGGACGCCUGUCUUCAGGUCCUCAGCUGCAUACUGCUAGAGCACAAGGUCAUUCUUCAAUCCAGAGAUUACAAUGCUUUAUCAAUGAGUGUUAUGGCCUUUGUGGCCAUGAUUUACCCUCUGGAGUACAUGUUCCCUGUCAUCCCUCUACUGCCAACAUGUAUGGCCUCAGCUGAACAGCUCCUUCUUGCCCCCACUCCCUACAUUAUUGGCGUACCUGCCAGCUUCUUCCUCUACAAAGCAGAUUUCAAAAUCCCGGAUGAUGUGUGGCUUGUGGACCUUGACAGCAGCAAGGUUGUUGCACCCACCAAUGCAGAGCUGCUACCACCUCUUCCAGAGCCGGAAGCAUGCGAGCUUAAGAAACAUCUGAAACAGUGUCUGGUUAGGUUGACCGUGAUCACCCAAAAGCAGAUCUUCUCCUCUGAAAAUAAGGCCUUGGCCAGUAUGAGUUUGAACACCCAGCCCAUUCUGAACCUGGAGAAGUUCCAGGAGGGCCAGGAGAUGCCUCUGCUCCCACCGGGACGGGACAAAGCCUCACCGUCCUCCACGGAGUUCAACCCUCUGAUUUACGGCAAUGAUGUAGAUUCAGUGGAUGUCGCCACCAGGGUGGCCAUGGUACGGUUCUUCAACUCCCCCAACGUUCUCCAGGGGUUCCAGAUGCACACUCGCACCCUGCGCCUCUUCCCCCGACCAGUGGUGGCUUUCCAGUCGCAGUCUUUUCUAGCGUCUCGGCCUCGGCGCUCUAGCUUUGCAGAUAAACUGUCCCACACGCAGGCGGUGGAGUUUUACGGAGAGUGGGCUCUGAAUCCCACCAACCUCGCCUUUCAGAGGAUACAUAACAAUGUGUUUGACCCGUCCUUGAUCGGAGAUAAGCCCAAGUGGUACGCUCACCAGCUCCAACCAGUGUCGUACAGGGUGUAUGAUGGGAGCUCCCAGCUGGUUGAAGCCAUGGCCGGUCCCUUGGAGGACGAUGGCAACGACUCUGAUCCCACAGACAGUGGAAGUGACAGUGAGGCGUACGAUGACUCCAGCUCAUCUUACUCCUCGCUCGGUGACCUGGUGAGCGAGAUGAUCCAAGGGGACAUCCAGGGAGAUACGCCCAGCUUGGACCCUCCUACCCACGCUGCACUGGGAGAUGCCAGUGAGGUGGAGUUUCAGGACUUCCAUGAAUUCAGGGAAGGCCCUGGCUCCGAGGGUCCACCUCUUGGGGAGGGACCUGCUGAAGCCUCCGAUGGACAACCGCUGCGCUCGAGCUCCAGCACAACUGCCAGCUCCAGUCCCAGUACAAUAAUCCAGGGAGUCAACAACGAGCAGGGGGAAGCGCCUGAAAUUGAAGCAUCGGCGAGCGCUGCUUUACAGAACCCUGUCCCCGCACUGGGUAGCCAGGCGUUCCUCAGGCCUCCAGCUGAUCCUGGCCUGCAGGACCCAGGCAACAAAAAGCAAGAGUAUGAUAACCCGUACUUUGAGCCCCAGUAUGGCUUCCCCGCUGAGGAUGACCCUGAUGCAGAGGAGCAAGUGGAGUCAUACACCCCUCGAUUCAACCAGAACCUCAAUGGCAACAAGACGCAGCGUCCUUUACGUCCCAGUAGCUUGAGGCUUCCAGGAGAGUCGGACGGGGAGGGAGACUCCCGGAACAGCUCGCCAAACUCCACCAUCUCCAACAGCAGCAAUGACGGCUUCGGGGGCCUCAUGUCCUUUGCCAGCAAUCUGUACAAGAACCAUGGCACCAGUUUCAGUUUGUCCAAUCUCGCCCUCCCCAACAAGGCAGCGAGGGAUAAAUCCACUCCCUUUCCCAGCCUGAAAGAUUCCCCUGACAGCCCGGGCGCACGUGCACCGCGAGCACUCGUUGACCAGAAGUCGUCGGUGAUCAAGCACAGUCCCACAGUGAAGAGAGAAUCCCCGUCUCCUCAAGGUCGAGUCAACAACACGAGCACAUCAACACCGGCGUCGACCCUUAUGACCAAAAACUCUCGAAUUUCGUCGUCUUUCCAAGUUGACAUCUUCGUCCUCUCUGAGAACCAGCAGUUCUUGAAGGAGGUGGUGCAGAGUGUUCUCGACGGCCAGGGGGUCGGCUGGCUCAACAUGAAAAAGGUCCGGCGUCUGUUGGAGAACGAGCAGCUCCGCGUCUUCGUUCUGAGUAAACUGAACCGAGCCGUCCAGUCGGAGGAAGACGCCCGACAGGAGAUCAUACGUGACGUGGAGGUGAGCAGGAAGGUUUACAAAGGCAUGCUGGACAUCUUGAAGUGCACCGUUUCCAGUCUGGAGCACUCGUACACAAACGCAGGCCUCGGAGGAAUGGCCAGUGUCUUCAGCCUAUUGGAAAUAGCACGGACACACUAUCAAACCAAAGACCCAGAGAAGCGCAAGCGAAGCCCCACAGACAGUGCUGGCAGCCCGGGGAGUAAAGAGAGUCCGUCUGGUCGUAUGGAGACGGCCAGACCCCAGGGCCUCCUGAAUGUUCCCCACCUGCAGCUGCCGCACCACCCCACGGGCAAGGGGGACCGCCAUUUUGAUACCCGGAGUCUGAACGAGGAGAACUUUAUUGCCUCGAUUGGGUCUGAAGGAGCAAAGCAGCAGCGCCCCCAGGUGGCCGACGCCGAGGAGAAGAAAUCACAGAUCAGUGCCGACAGUGGCCUCGGUGUCACAUCUGGAUCUCAGAAGAGCGACACUGAGUCAGUAACGAGCUCGGAGCCACCGAUCCUGACCAGGACAACCAGCCAGGACUCAGAGGCCAGCACAGUGAUAAGCAACAGCUCGGGGGAGACUCUGGGAGCCGACAGUGACCUGAGCAGCACAGCAGGGGACGGCCUCGGUGGGAGGAGGACUGCUCAUCUGACUCAGUCCAGAGGGACGCUCUCCGACAGUGAGAUAGAAACCAAUCCAGCCACCAGCUCAGUGUUUGGGAGGACUCACACUCUGAAAAAAGGCGUCAAAGAUCCGGUCCCAGCUCCGUCCAAGGGGCCGCCCCCUCAGCCCAUGGAGGACCUGAGCAUGAGGAUCUACCUCUGUGAAGGCCUGCUUGGUAAAGAGCGCUCCACCCUGUGGGACCAGCUGCAGUUCUGGGAGGACGCCUUCCUGGACGCGGUGAUGCUGGAGCGCGAGGGCAUGGGGAUGGACCAGGGGCCUCAGGAGAUGAUCGAAAGAUACAUGUCGCUGGGGGAUCAUGACCGGAAGCGUCUGGAGGAUGACGAGGACAGACUCCUGGCUACUCUGCUGCACAACAUGAUAGCGUACAUGCUCAUGAUGAAAUUGACCACAAACGACAUCAGGAAGAAAGUGAGACGUUUGAUGGGAAAGUCCCACAUCGGCCUCACGUACAGCCAGGAGAUCAACGAGAUGCUGGACAAACUGGCAAACAUGAAUGGCCGUGAGUGGUCCAUCAGGCCCAGUGGAAGCCGUCACAUCAAGAAGCAAACGUUUGUGGUUCACGCCGGCACCGACACCACGGGAGACAUCUUCUUCAUGGAGGUCUGUGACGACUGCAUCGUGCUGCGCAGCAACAUCGGCACCGUGUACGAACGCUGGUGGUACGAGAAACUCAUCAACAUGACGUACUGCCCCAAGACCAAGGUUCUGUGUCUGUGGAGACGCAACGGCCAAGAGACGCAGCUCAACAAGUUCUACACCAAGAAGUGUCGUGAACUCUACUACUGUGUUAAAGACAGUAUGGAACGAGCUGCAGCCAGACAGCAGAGCAUUAAACCAGGGCCGGAGCUGGGCGGAGAGUUUCCCGUCCAGGACAUGAAGACGGGCGAAGGUGGGCUGCUGCAGGUCACCCUGGAGGGAAUCAACCUUAAGUUCAUGCACAGCCAGGUUUUCAUAGAGCUGAGUCACAUUAAAAAGUGCAAUACAGUGAAGGGAGUCUUUGUCCUGGAGGAAUUUGGUAAUUACACCAUCUAUUGAUUCUAGGCCUGUACUCGGCACGGCAGUAACUCAGCUUCAUGGCAAACGUGUUGACGGAUAAGGGUUCGAUAGAUUGGAUACUGGUUCUCCUGGAGGAAACGCUGAGACACACUGGUGUCUGCAGGUGUUAGAGUGAUGGAUGAAGUCUGUGCAGGACGGGGUUUUCUUUAGUUUAGAGCCAGUGGCUGUUCCUCGGAGGCGUUAAAGAGGGACAGACACACGUCUCUACCACGUGGAGACAAGUGGGAGGACACCACAGCCUGGCUUCUAUUUAAAUAUGUUAGUUUGACUUCACCACAACAGGAAUCAGAAAAGUUUCUCCAAGAACAGCACAAAAUCAUUCCAAUGCUUUUAGGUUCUUAAACCACAAAAUGUUUCUUUUAAAUAAAUCACAAAAACUUUUAAAAUAUGAGACUUUGAAUAGAAAUGAAAAUAUAGAAGAUCAGCAGCCUUAAGAGAAUUGGAUAAUAAGCUUUCUUGAGCGAGAUAUUGCACCUGAAAUAAAUUAGUAAAUCAAUAAA
This is a messenger RNA of Pleuronectes platessa (European plaice), 5957 nucleotides long. It is a transcript of the gene madd, whose product is annotated as MAP-kinase activating death domain. Gene Ontology annotation, cellular component: cytosol. NCBI's taxonomy places the organism in Eukaryota, Metazoa, Chordata, Actinopteri, Pleuronectiformes, Pleuronectidae. The record is from RefSeq and is a predicted model, not a curated record. The transcript has 34 exons. The coding region runs from base 577 to 5436 and encodes 1619 amino acids. Gene Ontology annotation, biological process: regulation of apoptotic process; regulation of Rab protein signal transduction. Gene Ontology annotation, molecular function: guanyl-nucleotide exchange factor activity.